AUGUCGGUGCAGGUGCUCGCAGGUCACUCGCAGGUCGCUCGCAGGUCAAUCGCAGGCUCCUCCUCCCCGCGCUCCACGCCGUCCCGUCGUCACGGUGACGGCGGGCUGGGGGCGGAGGCCUUGAGGCGGAGGGCGGGGCUCUUCUGCGUGUUUCCGUAUUUGGACGCGGCCUCGUUGCUGCGGGCGGCCGAGGUGUGCUCUGAUUGGCGGUUCGUCGCCCGGCACCCGGCGGUCUGGACCCGCCUCCGCCUGGAGAACGCCCGGGUGUCGGCCAAGUUCCUCUCCUCUCUCUCUCAGUGGUGCACUCAGACUCAGUCGGUGGUUCUGAUCAACCUGAAGCCCAGAAGCAGACGAGCAGACGAGACCAGAGAGGAGUACCACAACAACACCCGGGGCAGCCUGGAGGUGGGGGUGGAGGCUGUGCUGCGGUCAGCAGGGGGCAGCGUGCUGCACCUGUCUGUCUCUCAGUGCCCUCACAUCCUGACAGACAGGACGCUGUGGCUGGCCAGCUGCUACUGCAGGAACCUGCAGACGCUGACGUACAGGAGCUCGUCUCACCCCCCCGGUCAGGAGGUCCUCUGGGCUCUGGGCGCAGGCUGCAGGAACAUCAGCAGCCUGCAGGUGGCACCGAUACACCCCUGCCAACAGCCGACUCGGUUUGGGAACCGCUGCUUGCAGACGAUUGGUCGAUGCUGGCCACACCUCCGCUCGCUCAGUGUGGGCGGAGCCGGCUGUGGCACUCAGGGAUUGGUCGCUGUGGUGCGCAGCUGCGUCCACCUCCAGGUGCUGGAGCUGGAGCGCAUCACCGACCUCGGCCUGCAGGCGGCGACAGAGCUGAGCAGAGACGGCCUGCAGAGCCUGGAGACGCUCGUCCUCACACACACACCCGUCAGCGGGCAGGCCAUCAUGCACUUCCACUCGGUGUGUGUGAACUUGCAGGCGAUCGUCGUUCACAUCUCGGUCAGUGAUUACUUCGAGGAGCCCGAAACUCAGGAAGCCCAGACUCUGUUCAGAGAGAUCCUCAGCACGCUCAAGGUUCUUCAGAAGCGUCCCGGGCUGUGUGACGUCCUGCAGGUUAAAGCCGAAGGAUUCUGCUGA
Molecule: messenger RNA, 1098 nt
Organism: Myripristis murdjan (pinecone soldierfish)
Lineage: Eukaryota; Metazoa; Chordata; Actinopteri; Holocentriformes; Holocentridae
Product: F-box only protein 41-like
Exons: 9
Coding region: 1-1098 (365 amino acids)
Molecular function (GO): protein binding
Source: RefSeq, a predicted model, not a curated record